This is a messenger RNA of Hippoglossus stenolepis (Pacific halibut), 7222 nucleotides long. RefSeq names its product RIMS binding protein 2a (gene rimbp2a). Lineage: Eukaryota; Metazoa; Chordata; Actinopteri; Pleuronectiformes; Pleuronectidae. Gene Ontology annotation, biological process: neuromuscular synaptic transmission. The record is from RefSeq and is a predicted model, not a curated record. Bases 444 to 4469 code for a protein of 1341 amino acids. The transcript is spliced from 23 exons. Gene Ontology annotation, molecular function: protein binding.
AAAGGGAGAGUGUGUGGAGAGGGGGCGGAGGAAAGAGAGCGAGAGAGAGAGAGACAGAGAGAGAGAGAGAGAGACGCAGGCCCCGGAGCUGCUACUGAUGCUGCUGCAGCCGUUUGACAAUUCCCCACCCAGAGAGAGCAAGGAAGAAGGGAGGAGAUCAGAGCAAGGAGGAAGAAGGAGUAAGCAGCACCUCAGUCAAGAUGCUCCUGUGUUAGCCAGCACACACGAAAGCAAAGCUCCAUGCUGCCUUGCAGGAGAAAAAUCGUUUGAACCUUGAGCUGAUCAACCACCACCUGCAGGCAUCUAAGUAUGACCAGGUGCGAUCGGACUAUGUCCAGCUGAGACAGACCUUUGCUGUAGUGAGCCAGGAGAGAGACGUGGCCCAGCAGCAGAGGAGCCAACUCCAAGGCAAAGUGGAGAACCUGGAACAGGUUCUAAAGCAUAUGCACGAGGCUGUCGAGCUGAAGCAGCAGCUGCAGAUAGAGCAUGAGCGAGCCUUGGUGGCCCUUCACACCAAGCAGAAGGAGAUCAAUCACCUGCAAACGGCUCGGGUGCAAGCUGACCAACAGCAUGAGGACGCAGUUCACCUGUUAGAGAACAAUAAGGACAGAAUGUUUCAGGUCAAGGUUCGUGACCUGGAGCAGAAAUGCAGGUCACAGAGUGAACACUUCCACCAGCUGUCCAAAGAGCUGCUGAAUUUCAGUUUGCAAUCAGAUACCGUGGACAUCCUGAAGAUUAAUCCCACAUCCACAUCCCAGUUCCUCGUCUCUCCAAACAGGAAACUUCCACGGGUCAUUUUUGGAUUUGAAGGCCAACGAGAGACAGGCGAUGAGAACGCGACACACACACCACAACUGAUCUCCCAGUUCUUAACCUGCACAACUGAGACUGGAGACAAAGAACGACCAGAACUGCGGGCUGUCAAAUUUAGCACCGUGACGACGGACCGACCCCGCAGCCCUCGACAGCUGACCCCAUCAGAGAUGGAGGAUGAGGCCACCCCAUCACCCAGGUCCAAGCCUCGCUACACAGGCCAGGUCCGCCUUUGCACUGCCCGCUACAGUUAUAACCCUUACGAUGGACCAAACGAGCAUCCCGAAGCAGAGCUCCCCCUUGUGGCUGGAAAGUAUCUGUACGUGUAUGGAAACAUGGAUGAUGACGGCUUCUACCAAGGGGAGCUGCUGGAUGGCCAGCGUGGACUUGUCCCCUCCAACUUCGUGGAGUUCGUCCAGGACAAGGAAAAACUCUCUGGGGAGGGAGGGGAAAACCUGGGCCCACUGGACCAUAUUGGACCCCUGGCCUUGAUGGCAGUAGAUGGAGGUGCCUCACAAGAUGGCCUCCUGGGCUCAUCUAAUGCCUUGGUUCCCUGUAGCAAUGGGACAGGGGGGCCACUUGACCCCGAUGACCUGGCUGAAGAUGUUGUGCCUUAUCCCCGAAAGAUAACUCUGAUCAAGCAGCUGGCACGGAGCGUCAUCGUGGCCUGGGAGCCUCCACUAGUGCCUUUGGGCUGGGGGAACAUCUCUGGCUACAACGUGUUAGUAGACGGGGAACUUCGUGCCAGUGUACAGUACGGUGGCCGGACCAAGUCUUUGCUGGAGAAGCUCGACCUGGACGGUUGCGUCCAUCGGGUGUCUGUGCAGUGCACCACCGACCGGGGCUUGUCAGACGAGCUGCGGUGCACAUUGCUGGUGGGAGCCAACGUGGUUGUGGCGCCAUGUGGUCUGCGGGUGGAUGACAUCCAGCGUGACACUGCCGAGCUCUCCUGGUUGCCUAGCAACAGUAACUAUGGUCACACUGUGUUCUUGGAUGGUGCAGAGCACGCGGUGGUAAAGCCAGGAAGGUAUAGACUACGCUUCCUCAACCUGAAGCCCCUGACGGUGUACAAAGUCACGGUGUUGGCACAGCCGCACCAGGUGCCAUGGCAACUGCCGCUGGAACAGAGAGAGAGGAAAGAAGCUGGUGUGGAGUUCUGCACUCAGGCUGCAGGUCCAACACCAUAUUGCAGAACAGGCCCUCCCCAGCCUCCCCAUGAUGUGCGGGUGCUCUGUGGGCAGGCUCCGGGGGUCCUCCAGGUCUGCUGGAAGCCUCCCAUCCUCUCUCCCACAGGCACGUCGAAUGGGGCAAAUGUCAUCGGAUACGCAGUGUGCACCAAAGGACAGAGGAUAGCUGAGGUGUUGUUCCCGAUGGCAGACUAUGUCACUGUGGAGCUGACAAGGAUUCAGUGCCUGGAGGCCAGAGAAGUCAUCGUCAAGACGCUGUCAGUACAGGGAGAAUCCCAGGACUCCCACGUCGCCGUCAUUCCAAACAACCUGCUUGUGCCUCUACCUCCGAUCCCCCUGCCACCGCCAAUGCACCCCCACGCAGGCCCCCCUCCCCACCACCAUGUUCAACCCCACCUCCAGUCCCCUCACCUCCCUCACCCCACGCCCCAACUUCCUGCUCCACCCCAGGCACACGGACAACCACUCCCACCUCAUGCCCCACACCCUCAACCCCAUCCCAGACUUCCUCAUCCAGGUGGACCUCCGCAACCCCAGCUCCGACUCCCACAUCCUCAGCCGCAGCCCCUACAUCUUCAGCCGCGCCCACCCCACCAAGGUCCCAGGCCCCAGCACCAACUGCCUCUGCUGCCCCACCACCAACCCCACCCUGUACCUCAGAGACCAGUAAGUGCCAGAGACCUGGAUGCCAAAGAGCAUGCUGCCCACCACGGAGGAGCUAUCCCACCUGGCCAGCCUGGUUGGGAGCCCACACGCUCGCCUUCAUCCCAGCCUCCUGUGCCCAUGCAAGGCCACACCCUCGAGGCCCCACCCCUUGGCAAUCCACGCUCCCCCUCCCCUCAGAGGAUUCUUCCGCAGCCCCGAGGCACGCUCAUCCCAGACACCGUGGCCAAGGCCAUCGCCCGGGAAGCAGCACAGAGGGUAGCAGCAGAAAGUGGCAAGGGCGACAGGAGGCCGGGCAGGUACGGAGAGCAGGGUCAUUCAUUUUACCAGCAUCACUCUGAUGAGGAAGAGGAGGACGAGGAAGGGUUUGCGCGCGGCCGUCGGAGAGGACCCUCUGUGGAUGAGUUCCUCAGGGGCUCUGAGCUGGGGAGGCCGCCUAACUAUAGUCACAAUGAAGAAUAUCACAGCGAAAGCAGCCGGGGCUCUGACCUGUCUGACAUCAUGGAAGAGGAGGAGGAGGAGCUGUACUCUGAGAUGCAGCUGGAAGAGGGACGUCGACGCAACUCGCACAACACACCCAAGUCAAACACCCCGGGUGGGGGCGGUCAUAACCGGGAGGCGGGGAGAAGAGUUCACCAUCAUGGCGGUCCCCAACCUCAGAGACGACCUCUAAUGGUCCCUUCCAUUGAGGUAACCUCUGAGAAUAACAGUGAGGGAAACCUCUCCCCCAUCACCGAGGAUGUUUACUAUGGCAAAGUAGCUCGCAACAGGACAUGGUCAUCCCGCAGGCACAUGGGCGGCACCAGGUCUCCCCAUGAUGGAUACAGGGAUCGCCGCUCGCCCACGUACUAUGACGAGUCAGAGACUGAGGAGACUUUCCGGAUCUUUGUGGCCCUCUUUGACUACGAUCCUCUCUCCAUGUCACCGAACCCCGACGCUGCUGAUGAGGAGCUGCCCUUCAAAGAGGGGCUGAUCAUUCGGGUGUAUGGCGAUAAAGACACAGACGGGUUCUACAGAGGAGAAGUGAGGGGCCGGAUGGGGCUGAUCCCCUGUAACAUGGUGUCGGAGAUACGAGCCGAGGACGAGGAGACCAUGGACCAGCUCAUCAAACAGGGUUUCCUGCCACUCAGCACCCCUGUGGACAGAAUAGGUAUAACACACUCGUACACACAAUUAUCAAAGAAUUACAUGUUGUCGAAACACCUCUGGUUAAAACGGCGUCUAUUACCACUUCCAGAGCAGAACAGGAGAGGCCUCCGUCGAGAUCAGGCCUCGAGGAGGAUGGUGGCUCUGUACGACUACGACCCCCGAGAGAGCUCCCCCAAUGUUGAUGUCGAGGCUGAGCUGACCUUCUGUGCUGGUGACAUCAUCGCCGUGUUUGCCGACAUCGAUGAAGACGGGUUCUAUUACGGUGAGAUGAACGGCCAUCGUGGUCUGGUUCCCUCUAACUUCCUGGAAGAAGUGCCUGAUGACGUGGAGGUGUAUCUGACCGAUACUCCGUCCCACUACCCCCAGGAAGAGCCUGCCAACCGGCCGCCCGCCAACUCUGCUGCCGCCGUCCCCGAGGGCAAACGGGUCACCACAGAAACCUCCGACACGGCCAACAACAACGACGCCACGCCCGUCCGAGCGCCGUCCCCGAUCGUCCGGCCUCUCCUGCCGGGCACCAUGAGGCCCCUCAGUCCCAUGAGGGGCCCCCACGUCCCGAUGGACCCCCGGGACCCUCAAGACCUGGCCAACAAGAAGAAGAAAGGACUACUUUCCAAGGGGAAGAAACUGCUGAAGAGACUCUCCCCUGUGAAAUAAAAAAAAAGCAAAGCAUAUAUGUAGAACAUGUGCAGACACGCCAGGCUCUGUAUAUUGCAUCCAUACAAUCAACAGAGAGGAUGCAGACCGAGAGAGCCUGUUUAUUCAAAUAUAACCAGUGAUACAAUUAUUCAUGUUGAUCAACUAAAUGAUGUACAGUGCAGUGCCAAAAUCAAAGAGAGGGGGUCACCUGCAGACACAACAUAUUACUGUGAUGUAUUUUAAAAUCCAGAAGAAAAAAAAACAAAAAAACUAGGAUUUUCAUGACAUGUAUUUAUCUCUUUUCUUCACCAUUAGUCAAAGAAACUCUAUUUAUUUCAAGCAGGGUAGCUGUGAAAACAAAAGUGACGUUUCCGACGAGCUUUUCUCAGCCAAAAACUUUAAAAAAAGAUGAACAUUUUCCUGGAGUAUUCACGUCACCACAAGGCACCGUGCUCCUCGUAUAGACUACACUGUUCCUGAGGCAUUCUGCGAAAGCAAUGCUGGCUGCUAAACUCUAAAAAAGGCUUUAUUCAGUGCAAUAUCACAGAGAGGUGGUAGCAUAUGUGUGGAGGGAGGAGGAUUUCCACUCGUGAUGCAGCAGAGAGACGUUUCUUCUGCGAUGAGGGGGAUUGAAAGAGGAGAAGAAGUUGAGCGGCAACGGGGCAUUAACGUCAGAAAACACCAGGCGAGCUCAGCUGUGUCAGUGGCCUUUAUGAAAACAAUGUGACAUCCCUCGUCUGAUCACAAGGCUGAUUCACACCACUUUGUUUGGGGGGGGGGUUUACGACGGGUUCGCUUGUGCUUUGUCUCUUUUUUUUUUUUCUUGAUGAAAUAAUUAAGACGUGUUUCGCUGUCAAACUGUCAUGAAACACCUAGUUCAAGACAAAAUUGUGUGUCUGUCUUCCUAUUGCACAAAGGUGGGUGUUUUUGUCUGACGACUGGUGAGACGUGUGUGUGUGUGUGUGUGUGAGUGUGUGUGCGAGAUGCCUUCAUGUUUUUGCACCCCUCAUGUUUCUUGUUCACUUUUUGUUUCCCCUGAGGGACAGACCAUGUAGUUACUGGUCCUGUGAUGUAGUGAUGUGCUGCUGCCUCCAUCUCCAUCAUGUCUUUGCUUCAGAGGGCCGACGUUAAAGCCUCACGGUGAAACCACAAAUCAAAUCCACAAGCACUAAAGGUCUUUGGGUAGAAAUGUAUUUAUUCUUCAUCCUGUACAUGACUGAAGUACAUAAGGUCUAUAUCAUACUAAUUCAACAUGUUACAGAAUCAUCCACAACACGGUCUCUACUUUAUUCCUGUGAUUUUAGAAGAUUUAACGAUUUGCUGAAAGUCUGCAGACUCUGAUUAGAAAUGCCGUCCUGCUGCUGCUGCUCCAUUUAGUUUGUCGACUCACUGAAUGUUUUAUACAUUCAAUCGAGUCUCAAAAAACACAAACUCUUAUAUUUGCAUAACGCCACUAAAAGAUCUGCAGCAGCAAAUGUGGUCGGAUCAGCAGAAACGAUGUGAUAUCCUCACAUCCCCUGUCUGUUAAAUCAGUUUCUCCUGUCAUUUACUGUCAGUGUCUGCAUUGAGUGGAAAUACAGAACCUGAAUCUGAAUGAAGACACAUUGACUUUCAGCAUUUCACUUUUUAAUUUAAAUAUAAAUAAAACCUUUAGUUCCUUUUUAGUUAAUAUACUUUAUUACACACUUUACAUAUCCUGCUUUAGUUAGAAUCUCAAAUUGAACCUUUUUCUUUUCCGCUACAGUUCCAAUCGACAACCUGCAGCUUAGAGAGUUAACCAUUAUUUCCUAUGGAAGCCCCAGUGUGACAAAAAGUGUCAUAUUUUUGUCAUAUUUACUUAUUUUUUUUAAUAACAUUGAAUGAUGUUAUUCAGAAAAUUAUAACGAGAAAUGAAAAUCUGAACUUUACUGGUCACAUACAGCACAAAAUUCAAAUGUAUUUUUUCAAGUAGCCAAAACACAACUUACUUACCUCUCCGGCUUUCAAGGACACGGCGGUUGUGUGUGUCCAUCGUGACAGGUUAUUGGGACGAGUGUUUUAAAUAGGAACUGAGACUUGGAGUCCACAUACUGAACCAGCAUCGUGUGUUCUGUGCUGGUGACAGAAAGUAAUGGAUUACCGAUGAGAGGGAUAACUUUGAUGAUUUAAAAAUGAUCUAUGUUUGGUUUGAAAUGUCCAUCCUGUCAAUCUCUAGCUUUCCUUGAUGUCACGUUGCACUUGAAGAAUGAGUCAGACCCGAGUUGAUUAUGUGAAAUGAUUUACUGAUAUUAUAUGAAUCGAUGAAAUGCAAUGAAGGUAAAGUUCCACCGGCAAUAGGUUUACAUCCAUUCUUUUGGUUCCAAAGCUGUUUCUGUAUAGUUUCUCAUUCCGUCUCUUCUUGCAGUUGAAACAACAUCGUGUCCCAGAACCCGAUCAUUCACACGUGACUGGGUGGAGUGUCUCGACACUGUAGCUCUUUUUGUACUCGGAUCCAUUUGUAGGUAAUUUCUAAAUGUUUCUACUUGAUUUUACGGCAGCCUUUUCUUCAGUGCACUGAGAUCUCCUCUCCUUGUGACAGACUGCAAGCGUUCUCUCCAUAGUGUCCUUUUGAAAUCAGAUGUAUCGGUCCACCGUAUGUGCUUGCUUUGUGAAUCAAAGUUUAAAAAAAAGGAAAAGAAAAAAGAGAAAUCAUUGGACAGUAUUUAUGGUGAUUAAUUAUGUGUGGGUGUGCAUGUGAAAAAAAUAGCCAACGACUUUUAUAACCAAAUUAAAUUUGAUAUUUUUUAGAAAAA